Molecule: messenger RNA, 1566 nt
Organism: Hypomesus transpacificus
Lineage: Eukaryota; Metazoa; Chordata; Actinopteri; Osmeriformes; Osmeridae
Product: claudin-4-like
Exons: 2
Coding region: 280-1242 (320 amino acids)
Biological process (GO): bicellular tight junction assembly; cell adhesion
Cellular component (GO): bicellular tight junction; plasma membrane
Molecular function (GO): structural molecule activity
Source: RefSeq, a predicted model, not a curated record
GCAAGAAAGAAAAUGUAGGUAACAGGUUGGAAGGAUUUACUGCGGGGAAGAGUUCCGGCUUAUUUACUACUUGGGGCCUUUCUUUUAAAUUGUCUAACUGACAAAGACGUCUAUGUAAAUGAGUGGUGAGAUUGGAACAAAGCAAAGCUGACUGGACAUCUGGCACGUCGACUUGAGUGAGGAACAGGAGCCAGGGCUGGACCAGCAGGUCUUCUUACAGCCUGAGAGACACAAAACAGGACCAGAGGGUGCAGACAAAGCCAAGCAACCUGUACCGCCAUGGCUUCUCUAGGGACGCAAAUGGUGGCCAGUGCCCUGAGCCUGCUGGGCUGGGCCCUGGUCAUUGUCACCAGUGUGCUUCCCUUCUGGCGGGUCACAGCCUUCGUGGGCAGCAACAUAAUCACCGCGGUGAUCAUCUGGGAGGGCAUCUGGAUGACGUGUGCGAGCCAGAGCACGGGUCAUGUCCAGUGUAAGCCCUACGACUCCAUGCUGGCUUUAAGCUCCGACCUGCAGGCCGCCCGCGCUCUCAUCUCCUUCGCUAUCGUCAUCGGCGCCGUCGGACUCCUAUUGGCCUUCGUCGGCGGGAAAUGCACUCGCUUCCUGGAUGAAGCAGCGGGCAAGGCUAAGGUCAAGGUUUCCUUGGCGGCAGGAGUCACUUUAGCGGUGACCGGGCUGCUGUGUCUGAUCCCUACGUCCUGGACGGCCGGAACGGUUGUCCGACAGUUCUACAGCGUCGCCACAGACACGGAGAGGAGGGAGUUGGGGGCGUGUCUGUACAUGGGCUUUGGAGCAGCCAUCCUCCUCAUCUUGGGAGGGGGGUUAUUCAUCUUCACCUCCUUACCCCGGAAGAAUGACGAGGAAGACAGGAGCCCCUCAGUGCGUUACCUUGUGGUCCGCUCAUCCACUGGAGGAUCCAGCCAGGCAGCCUCACAGCGCAGCCGGAGAACCCCCACGAUGUCUUCGACCAGGGGACUGAUGUACAAGCAGCCUCCCUGGGCGGUGGCACCUUCUGUGGCUGGACAGGAAGUCCCGCUAGGGUCUUGGGGGUCAGGAGGGAGUAAGGCACCGUCCACAAAGUCUCAGAUGCAGAGACUAGAUUCCAGUAGGUCAGAGCUGAGUGAAGUGGUGUCUACAAAGUCUGAGCAGCUGAAACAAGUUGUGUCUGAGGAGAGUUUUGCAGAGUCAACCAAGUCUAAUCUUCAGGAAUCGUCAUCUUUAAAUGCGGGAAAAACAUACAUAUGAGAGCAUAGGCACACACGUGCACACAAACACAGACUCAGAGACAUUUAAGAAUGAUUACCUUUUUAUGCAAAUACUAAUAAUAUGCAAUGUUGUUUUUGCUCUAUGGUCACUUGUCAUAUGGAGUGGAUCGUUAUAAUAGAUGAAGGAUUGAGUCUAUUUUGCACUGAAAGAGGUUGCAUGCUUUUUACUAUGAGUUUGUAAUACACUUUAGAUGAACACACUAAACGUUUUGUCAUUUGAUGUAAAAAUAUUACGUUGAUGUUGUAGCUGUGAAUUUAUGUUAAAGCUCUUUGAUACUUUUCCAGUAAAGAUAUAACGAAAGGG